AUGGAUGAUAACUUAAAUGUUACAUACAUAACUCUUAGUGGGCAUGUAGAAGUGCACAAGUACAGAUAUCUUUAUUUUGUCAUCAUGUUUACAGCAUAUUUUCUAAUAAUCUGCAUUAAUUCCACAAUUGUGUGUCUCAUAGUGAUUCACAAAAACCUCCAUGAGCCCAUGUACAUUUUUAUUGCAGCUUUGUUGAUCAACUCUGUAUUUUACAGCACUAAUAUCUACCCAAAGCUGUUGAUCGACUUUUUGUCUGAAAAACAGAUCAUAACUCAUUCACUCUGUCUCUUUCAAGGCUCUGUACACUACACUAUGGCCGGUUCAGAGUUCUUACUGUUGUCAGCCAUGGCCUAUGACAGAUAUGUGUCUAUAUGUAAACCUCUGCAGUAUCCAACUAGCAUGAGAAAAACUGUUGUAAAUACUUUGCUGGUUUUGGCUUGGCUUGUGCCUGCUUGUGAGUGUGGAUUGGCAGCUGUAUUGUAUGCUGGUAUGAAAUUGUGUAGCAUUACUGUGAAAGGAAUUUUUUGUAAUAAUUCACUUUACAGUCUUCAAUGUGUGCAAUCAGUAGCAAUGUCUAUAUAUGGUCUGUUCAUGCUGCUAAACAUUGCACUGUUCCCUGUCCUUUUCAUAUUUUUUACAUACACCAGGAUACUUAUUGUAUCCUACCGAAGUAGUAAAACAUUCAGGAGAAAAUCUGCACAGACCUGUUUACCUCACCUGCUGGUUUUAAUAAACUUUGUCUCUUUUAUUACUUAUGAUGUCAUUGUAGUUCGACUAGAAUCAGAUAUUCCAAAGAUUGUUCGUUUCAUAAUGACUUUACAAAUGAUUGUGUAUCAUCCUCUCUUUAAUCCAAUCAUAUAUGGGUUAAAAAUGAAAGAAAUCUCUAAACACCUCAAGAAGUUGUUGUUUCAGGUCAAAUCACACUAA
Molecule: messenger RNA, 927 nt
Organism: Monopterus albus (swamp eel)
Lineage: Eukaryota; Metazoa; Chordata; Actinopteri; Synbranchiformes; Synbranchidae
Product: olfactory receptor 6N2-like
Exons: 1
Coding region: 1-927 (308 amino acids)
Biological process (GO): G protein-coupled receptor signaling pathway; detection of chemical stimulus involved in sensory perception of smell
Cellular component (GO): membrane
Molecular function (GO): G protein-coupled receptor activity; odorant binding; olfactory receptor activity
Source: RefSeq, a predicted model, not a curated record